This is a messenger RNA of Hemisphaericaspora subhashii, 828 nucleotides long. RefSeq lists its product as uncharacterized. The coding region runs from base 1 to 828 and encodes 275 amino acids. Lineage: Eukaryota; Fungi; Ascomycota; Pichiomycetes; Serinales; Debaryomycetaceae. The transcript has a single exon. The record is from RefSeq and is a predicted model, not a curated record.
AUGUCGUUUGAUAAUAAUACUCCAACAACAACUACUGGUAGCACGGCAAAAUCCAGUAGUGGAACUGAAUAUGGCUACAGUGAUGGCCACCAACUGAGUAACUAUCGCGGACAACAUUACAGAGGACGCGGUAGAGGCAAUAGUAAAGAUGGUUCGUAUAGAGGCAGAGGAGGAAGUUCGUAUUAUGGAGGAUAUGGAGAUGGAAGAGGGGGAACUAGCGGAGCUGGGCGAUAUAAUUACUACGGGAGUAGUAGCAGAGGUAGAGGAACAUAUAAUCACAGUUUUAAUGGCAGAGAUACAUAUUCCCCUAAUGAUCAACAUGGCGAGAGCCAACAGCAGGAGAAACAGACUGAGGGUAGUACAAGUCCGAAAGAAAGAGAGACAGAAACGACUGGCUUUGAGACAGAGAAUAGAGGAAGUUCAGGAUCAUAUCGCGGAUCGUAUCGUGGCCAUUAUAGAGGUGGGUACCGAGGACGAGGAGGUCAUUAUGGGGGCUUUCCUCAUAGCAAUGGUUACGACCCGAAACACUCAAAUGGAGAUCCGAAGGGUACCAGUCCAAGAUUCUAUAAAGAUACAAUUUCGCGAGAUAAACUAAAAUCUUUCAAUAAUCCCUGGAUUAAUAUCAUGGGAAUAGUCGAUGAGCAAACACAGAACAAGCUAGAGGCUCGAUUCAACGAAUUAUCCAAAGUAGAUAAGGAGAUUAUGGAAUUACAGAAAUCAAAGUUAAAAUUGGAAAAUUAUAUGGCUAGUUUAGAAAAGCAGGCUACACGGGAAGAAUUGCAUGUUCAAUUAACAAACGAGAAACUAGAAGAGUUUACGUAUCUCUAA